Messenger RNA from Striga asiatica, 2549 nucleotides. Lineage: Eukaryota; Viridiplantae; Streptophyta; Magnoliopsida; Lamiales; Orobanchaceae. The record is from the annotation of a GenBank genome assembly.
CUCCGUCUCUCGUUCCCUCAUCAUUAUAUAAUAAUUUAUUAUCUAUUAUUAUUAUAAGAGGGUAAUCUAUCUGCUAUCAUUUAUAGAGUUGGUUAAACUCGGAUAGUGCACAGAGUUGAGAUCUGUGAAUUUUAUGACGAUGUAUGGGGCUGGCAGCAAAUCCGCCACCCUCAUCAAAAUCUCCGGAUUCUUACUAAUUUCACUCAUUUUCUUCUACUUGGGCAAGCAUUUCUCGGACGGAUCCUCCCAGCAGCUCCUGUUUUUCUCCUCCCAACCCCAAACGGCGUCGUCUUCCUCCGCCUCCGUGGCCCUCUCUCCCAAUCACAACAAGAACUUCGAUAUCUCCUCUCUCAUUAAUGAUACGGCCGCGCCACAACCGCCCGACCAGAUCGGCCGGAAUGAGCCGCAACAGGCCGUGGCCGCUCCACCUCCACCGCCUCCUCCCGCGCUGCAGAGGAUGGGGGUGGUGGACGAGAAUGGAAGGAUGACGGAUGAUUUCGAGGUGGGUGACUAUGAUCCUGAACUGGUCGACAAUUGGUCGAAAACGAACAUGAGUGAGGGUUUGGAGAUUGAUGGGAAAGGUGAUAAGAUUAAGGUUAGGGUUAACAAGUUUCCGCUGUGUCUGGAGAGUAUGAGGGAGCAUAUACCUUGUUUAGAUAACGAGGAGGCAAUUAAGAGGUUGAAUUCUACUAAGAAUGGGGAAAGAUUCGAGCGGCAUUGUCCUCAAGAAGGGAAGGGCUUGGAUUGUUUGAUCCCAGCUCCUAAAGGUUAUAGAACUCCAGUUCCCUGGCCUAAAAGUCGUGAUGAGGUUUGGUUUAGCAAUGUUCCUCAUGCUCGUUUGGCUGAGGAUAAAGGAGGUCAAAAUUGGAUCUCAAUUGACAAGGACAAGUUCAAGUUUCCUGGAGGAGGUACACAGUUUAUUCAUGGGGCAGAUCAGUACUUGGAUCAGAUUGAAAAGAUGGUCCCUGCAAUCGCAUUCGGCAAACACACGAGAGUUGCUUUGGAUGUCGGUUGCGGUGUUGCGAGUUUUGGUGCGUAUUUACUGUCACGGAAUGUCAUCACUCUCUCCGUGGCUCCAAAAGACGUUCAUGAGAACCAGAUUCAAUUUGCGCUUGAGCGUGGUGUUCCUGCAAUGGUAGCAGCAUUUGCAACACGGCGUUUGCUUUAUCCAAGUCAAGCAUUUGAUCUGAUACACUGUUCAAGGUGUAGGAUCAACUGGACUCGCGACGAUGGCAUUUUGCUACUUGAAGUAAAUAGACUGCUCCGAGCUGGAGGAUAUUUUGCUUGGGCAGCACAGCCUGUCUAUAAACAUGAACCAGCCCUUGAAGAACAAUGGGAAGAAAUGGUCAACCUUACCAGUCGGCUCUGUUGGUCACUUGUAAAGAAGGAGGGAUACAUUGCUAUAUGGCAGAAGCCUUUAAAUAACAGCUGCUAUAUGAACCGUCAGGAAGGAAGUCAACCGCCAUUGUGCGAACCUAAUGAUGAUCCAGAUAAUGUGUGGUAUGUCGAUCUGAAGGCAUGCAUAACACGUUUACCAGAGGAAGGAUACGGCUCGAAUGUCACAUAUUGGCCAGAACGGCUACAAAAUCCUCCAGACAGGCUUCAAAGCAUACAAAUUGAUGCUUACAUAUCAAGGAAGGAGCUUUUCAGAGCAGAAUCAAGAUAUUGGAAAGAAAUUAUUGAGGGAUAUGUACGUGCUCUACACUGGGGCAAGAUGAAAUUUAGAAACGUAUUGGACAUGAGAGCUGGCUUUGGAGGCUUUGCAGCAGCAUUAAUUGAAAACCGAUUAGACUGCUGGGUUCUCAAUGUCGUCCCAGUUAGUGGGCCCAAUACGUUGCCUGUCAUAUAUGAUCGUGGUCUUAUUGGUGUUAUGCAUGACUGGUGUGAGCCAUUCGAUACAUAUCCAAGAACCUACGACUUAAUUCAUGCUGCUGGACUUUUCUCAGUUGAGAAGAAAAGAUGCAAUAUAUCAAGUAUCAUGCUUGAAAUGGAUCGAAUUCUAAGGCCCGGUGGACAUGUGUACAUUCGUGAUUCCGUUUCUAUAAUGGAUGAACUUCAAGAAAUUGGGACUGCUCUUGGUUGGCACGUGACAUUGAGGGACACAUCUGAGGGCCCACAUGCCAGUUAUAGGAUCUUGACGUGCGAUAAGCGCCUCAUACGAGCUUGAAGACAAAUGAGAAUUUUUCCUCUGCGUUUAACAAUUUGUAAAUGAAUGCUGGUACUAACAGCUACACGCCAACAUUGCAUAAGUUAUGAUGGGUGGAAAGAUAUUUCUUUAUGGUGAAUAUAAGAGGGUCAAUAGUGAUACUGCGGUCACAUGGUUUAUUACACAACUGUAGCAUAAGCUAAAGCCCGGGAUAUAUGUAGUAAGUUUGUAUGAUCAAAUUUUCCCUACUGGUUCACUUUGACCUUUGCACCUGCCGCGAAUGUUAUGUUUAUUUGUUUUUCAGUGAUUUGAAAUUAUAUUCCUUAAUAUAUUUAUAUUGUACUAUCUUGAAUUAUUUUAUCAUUAGUUUAACAAAAGUGGGAAUAUAUUUUAUGAUUGACCG